AUCAGGAGGAGCUCUUAUUGGUUAUUAAGAGAAAGUUAUUAGAUGGUUUGUCGUUUUGUGGCAUUAUAUAUAGGCCAUAUAGACCAACUCUUCUUUUAUCAUACAUAUACUUUCUCUAAGUUUUCUUUUUUUAGUAAAAGUUUUCUAAGCUUCUCCAUAUCCUAUUAGUACGAAAGCCUAAUAGCCACCAAGAUAUUGAUUCUCUUUUAUAUUUUAUUAUUAGUUUGAGGCCUAGGAUACAAUUUGUUGCUCACCUUCAUCGAAAGUGAAGCUUUGUAUUGUAAUGUCUAUUUCUUUAUUUUACUUGAUAUAGUCUUCUUCUGCUUCAUUAUAUGUAACUUUGCUUAUAGUGAUUUUUUUUCUUUGAAAGAAAUUGCUUGUAGUGUUUAACGUUACAAAUUCCUCCAAUUUCAACUAUAUAUAUAUAUAUAUUCAUCAGUUUAUUUAUUUUGGAGUGAUGAUGAAUAAACGAAUUCGUGUUAACCCUGACGAAACAUACAAUUCACUUCAUCGUCUUGACUUUGUGAGAACUUAUGUCAAUCACUUGGUACCGGCCUUGAAGAAGAUCAACAUGGAAAAGAGUAGUAGUAGUUUUUGCCUCUGCAACGACCGAAAUGGUGAUAACGAGCUAGCCAAGGCUGUCCGAUUUGAAGUCGAUAUGGCAAUGGCACUAUCCGCAAAAGAGUUCUAUUUUGCAUGGAGUCGUGCCUUGGAAGCGAGGCUUAUUCAAAGAGAUAUUAGUUUAAAUAUUAUAAAAUUUGGGGGGAAUAAUUACAACAAUAACAAUAAUAGUAACAAUUCCAUAAUUGAAAGAGGUUCUUCCUUUCACGAAAUAUCUUUUACUAAUAUCGAUAAGAGUGGUGAGAGUAAUUCAGCUUUGUUGGCUUCUCCAAACCCUAGAUCAUGUGAGAUGAUGAUGAAGAAGAAGAGAAAAACGAGUACAAGUAGAGCAAGAAAAGGUGUAGCAAAGAAGAGUGAAGAGGACAUUAUUGUUGGUGACCGUUUUGGCCGAUUGAGAACACUUUUGCCCGGAGGGAAUGACAUAUUGGGAGACUCUGAUAAUCAUCAAUUGCUCACAGAAGUAGCAAGUUACAUAGCCUGCCUCCAGCUGCAGGUGAAUGCUCUCAAGUCUCUAGUGGAAUUAAGUCAUGAAUGAUGUAUAAAGUGAUAAUAUUUUGUUAUAGAUAUCAAUUUGUAGUUAAUUUACAAUAGCUAGAAUCUAAUUGUCCCAGUUUAUAAUAUUUCUA
This is a messenger RNA of Humulus lupulus (European hop), 1247 nucleotides long. RefSeq names its product transcription factor bHLH146-like. Gene Ontology annotation, biological process: regulation of DNA-templated transcription. The coding region runs from base 458 to 1156 and encodes 232 amino acids. The record is from RefSeq and is a predicted model, not a curated record. The transcript has a single exon. Lineage: Eukaryota; Viridiplantae; Streptophyta; Magnoliopsida; Rosales; Cannabaceae.